Molecule: messenger RNA, 426 nt
Organism: Metarhizium acridum CQMa 102
Lineage: Eukaryota; Fungi; Ascomycota; Sordariomycetes; Hypocreales; Clavicipitaceae
Source: RefSeq, a predicted model, not a curated record
AUGGAUAAUGUACGGAGUACCAAAACACAUUUGCCUAGGACCUCGGGCUUGUACCGAACUGGCGUUGACUGCAGGUGCCAAGAAUGGAUUAACUCUCGCAUGGAAGUAUUUGCGGUAGGAGAGACUAAGCGACAUCUCUUUUAUGGUUCUAUUUCUCAGGGUGUUGUUCUUUGGCAAGGAACGAACUUGAUUAUUUACGCGGCGAAAUGGGAGUGGUCGCUAGCCCGAAAGUCAAAGAGGAUUGGAUCUGAGCGUCGGCAUAUUGACGUGAGUGACGCUGUGGAGAUCUUGGCUCAGAUGGUACAGGAGAGUGGCGGCCCUCUCUCUUAUGAACUUGUGAAGUCUUGGAAUACGAUCGUUUACACCCCUUCAGAUGAUGCAGCGAUCAAACAAGUCGCCGAGGCUUUUGUUGCUCGGUUUGGCUAG